GUCCGUUCCAAGAUAUCCGACCACCACGACUCCGCGCGAGACUUCCGCUCCGCUUCGGUGGGUCCCGGCUCGGUUAGUGUGGCAAGUGGUGGUAGUACUAGCGGUGUUCCCCAGAAAGGUGACAGAUUUCUUGGGAAAAUCUUCAAGUGGUCUAAAAAGUCGUAAUUUCUUUGGGUGGAGGGGGCGCAGUUCCCCUAGCCCCAAGACUAGUAUGGCCUCCCAUACUGGUGUGCUGAAGGAUUAUGGUCAUAGUAGUUUAAACGAGGCUUUCAAAUCCCACAACAAUGUCAACUUUAAGUUGAUUAAAACUGUUUCCGAUUUCACCGAAACCCUUUCCCAUUUGUACGAGGAACAUGCAAAUGCCCUUCAAACCCUUGUCACCAACUACCGUAUCAAGAAUGCUGAACUUAGGAAAGAGAGGCCCGCCUGCCAUUUAUCGAUUUUCCAAGCAUGGGAAACAUUCCUGCAGGAAGUUGAGACAGACUCCCAAUCAUCGAACGAUGUUGCUCACGCUCUAUUUCGUCAGGUGUCAAGACCACUGCUCGACAAAUCCUUUCAUCGUAAAGUCCAAAGCCGGAAAAUAUUUACACACAGAGAGUCCUUUGAAACGAUCAUUGCCAAGACUGAAGAGAAAUUGUCAAAGUGCCGUCUCGACUACAAGCAAUGCUAUAUGGCACACCGUCAAAGUGCUACCCCACAAUCGCUAACUGAAUACAUAGAUGCCCACAAUGCGUACGUGCAACAAUUGCAUGCCACAAAUGCCAUGCUCGAGACGUUCCAGUGUGAGACGGUGCCACAGCUGAUGCAGGAACUGGAGGACAUCCACAACGACUUAUGCAGUAUUAUUGCCGACUCAAUACAACAAGGCGCUGAUGUGAUAGCCAACAAGGCAUCUGAUCAGGCUAGCCGGUACUCAAAUUUAACCAGCCAGUGUGCGAAUGUUUCUCCUGUUCAGGAUUUAGUAAAUUUUGUGCGAAUCCUGCCGCCAAUACCAGCUAUCGCCCAGAGAGUACAAAAACGGCCGUUUGCUCCCCCGGGCCCGGUAGAUCAAGAGGAAAAUGCGGACAAUAGCGAUGUGGCGCCACUACUACGCAACGAAUUGAUUUUUGAUCGUCAUUCGUCGGUAUCACUUCGAGCGGCAUUGGAAUCCUUGAAAAGAGAGGCACUGGAUUUGGAAAUGCAAAUUAAACAGCUACAGGACGCCAUUGAUAUCUUAAGCCGCCAACAAAUACGUGGAAUUGAGGGGCAGUUAUUCAACAAAGUCAACGAAACGCAGGAGGACCUUUCAAUGAGCAAAUUUGAUUUACGUGCCAAACAAUUGCAUCUCUCUGCUAUUCGAGCCCAGAAAGAGCUGUUCGUGAGCAAACUCGACCCGGGGUCACCGCGCGGCGAACGUAAACUUUCAGCAGUCACUGCGCCAUCGAUGAAAACAAAGUGGCUGAAGGCAAUUAAAAGCUUAAAACCGGCAUCAGGUUCAGCAGUUCAAUCGGACAGACGCAAUGGUGCAGGAAGCUCCUCACAACCAGUACGACCUAAUGAAGACGGUAGUCAUCACCUGCAGGAAUACACAUAUAAGAAGAUAACAGCCUGUGAUGUCUGCUCUCAAAUUUUACGAGGUCAUACACGGCAAGGUCUACGCUGUCGAAUUUGUAAACUAAACGCUCACGGCGAUUGUGCCUCUCAAUUACCACGCUGUCAGCCCAAACAAAAGCUUUUGAGACGCCAGAAAAGCACAUCGGAAUUGGAAAACCGCGUUGACGUCGAAGAGGAAAAACUCACCGAUAUCGAUCAAGUGUAUCGGAUUUUAAAACAAGGCGGAGAAAAUAAAAACGCCAACACCAUUGCAGCUGAUAAAUCCGUCCAGAGUACAGCAAAAGAUGGCCUGUCGCAUACUGAUAUUCCCAUUGUAAACGUACCCGAAUAUCCCGAACGCAGCGACCGUCCAAUAGCCAUGGGUGCUGCCAGUUCAUCAGCAAGUGGUCGGGGUGUUCGUAGCGGAGUUCGACCACCGCCGGUACAUAUGCCCAUUCUCGGAGUGCAACUGCAGCAACAGGAAUUGUCACAGCAGUGGAGUGGCGGCAUCUCCAGCUCGGCAGGAGGAGGACUUCCAGUGCCUGCACAAGACAUAUCUAGUAGUUCAGGUCCUUUAUGUGAAAAUCGAAUUUUAGUAGAUUGUCGUCUUGUCAGAGAAUUACCUUCAGUGGCGAAUAUGUCAACGGCGGCCUAUUUAAGCGGGGGCAUAGGCAUUAAUUAUUAUGCGACAUCAGCAACCAUUAUGAAUUCGGGUGCGGCCACAGGAGCUUCGACGGCUCCAACAUCUGCCAUGUACACUCAACAGCAAUCUCGGUAUUCCUUUAUGCCGGGACUACAACACCAACUAGCAACAACAGCAACAAUACCAACACAGCCAGUUUCCGCUGAUCCCAGCCUGCGAAGACGCCUCUUCGCCGGCUUUCGUCCAAUGUCUGGAUUGGGGCGCUCUCGUUCACGUUCAUCUCAACAUCGUUCAAUAUCAUUGCCAGAAACUCCCCAUUCGCCAAGAAGACAAAAGUUGAAUUUGCGCAUGAAAUCGCUGAGCUUGGACUCGCCCGAAUCAUCGGAGUUACAUGGACAAAUCCGACGUCGACAACCCCCUGUACCCGGUCCAGCGACGGGAGCCACUACCAGUUACUAUCACGGAGGUUCUGGUGGUCACUUAGAGCACAGUACACCGCCAUCAAACAAUAGUCGUUUGCAUUCACCAUCAAGUCCAUCUCAUCAAGGACGUAAGCUGCUUUAUGCCAGUCGGGGAAUGCGUGGAGGCAGUGUCGAUUUGCCCGACGAAAUGGAGAAGUCUCAGUCAUCGGCCAGUACAUCGCCGUGUCCCUCCCCAGUAAGACAUUUUCAGAAAUCGCACCGACUGCUGCCAACUAAUUUAUACGUUAUUCUGUACAACUUUAAGGCUCGACAUGCUGAUGAAUUGGAUCUAAAGGCCGGUUAUAAGGUUACUGUCAUCGACACUUCAGAUCCCGACUGGUGGAAGGGCAAGGUUUUGGGACGUGUUGGAUACUUCCCAUCGAAAUAUUGUGUGCGCUUGAAUGCCAACGAAAAACCAUUGCAAGUGACUCACAAUUUGCAGGUUUCGGAUGGGGAACGUGGCGAAAACAUGACACUUCUACGAGAUCAAAUUGUAAUCCAGACGGGCGAUGAAGUUAACGGAAUGGUCAUGGUGCGAUCUGCUGACAAUCGUCAGGGAUAUUGCCCCAUAAAAUAUUUGCAAGAAGUGUGACAGCCAGAAGAGCCGUCUAGCGAACGCGACAAACAGCCCCACAAGUCGUCAUUGUCUUCCAAGGCUGGGGACAGGGGCAGUCGCCGAAUUCGCAUCGUUGUUACGGACAGUAAUGGUGGCACUCAGACCACAUAUAAGAACAUCAGGGACAGAGAUAGAGGAGAGCCCAAAAACACGAAUGUCGACUAUAAUGGCGAUUACGAUAUGUCAAAGACCUUGACGUUCUGCUUGGAUGGCAGCGGACGCAGUAAAAACGAUAAGAACUGGGAGAAUUGGGAACGAAUUCGCGAGCAGAAAUUGGAACGAAUGAAGGGUAUUUGCUUCGAGAGUUAUCGUCAAUCGAAAAGAGAUAAAAUGCAUCUGGCCAAACCGAAGCCACGACAGCUGGAUCCAAACUGGUACACGGACAACAUUUAUUCUAACCGCUCCGAAGAUCUGGACGAUGAGUUUAUACCGGAAUGUCUGAAAUAUGGAAGAGUUGGAAAACUAAGAAAUAUACGCGAGACCGAUGAAUUAUUUCUGGAAAACGAAUUGGUGGGGUCUGUUUAUGAAAGUGGUGGAGGCAGCGGUGGCAUGAGGGAACGGAGAGGAGAGGGGGAAGGUUCGGCUGGAUAUGGACUGCAGCGAUCGAUCAGCUGUAAGGAGUUUCAUUACCCGAAAUCGCAAAGUUGUUCCUUUGCCGACCGUAGCUUUGGCGAGGGUGUGGGUGCUUCGCCCCCGCCACCUGCCCCCUCUAUACCACACGCCCCCAUGACAUCGAUUUUAAAGAACAAAGCGAAUGUGCCAAAAUCCUAUUCGUUCAGCGCUUCGUCGAAAACAACUCCUUUUGAUGUAAUGGAUUAUGAAGUGCCACAAUCGGUAGGGAAAUCCCGACGGGAGCGUCAUGAAGCAUUUCGCAAAUCUAUGGGUUACCAUUGCAGUAAUAGUUUGGAUGAGGCCGCUCUGUCUUCAGCACAAGAUUUGCACGUGUGUUGUGCCCGUGAGCGCUGCACGAAUGCCAGGUGCUUACUGGAUGACAUAUAUUCGGACAGCUAUGCUACGGCUCCGCGAAGGACCUGGCGAAGGAUUGCUCCUUCGUCAUCGUCGAUAUCUGGCAUCUAUGGUGCUGAUGUCAGUGGUGGUAGCAGCAGAAGCAUACACGAUUUAGACUGGUGGGAGGAUCGAAGUAAUCAUCGUGUGGCAACGGCUUCUCGCUACUCGCUGCUUUCGGGCUCUGGACCACAUCGUGAGCAGCCUUUGCCGUCGCCACCUACGAUGAUCUGUUGUUGUGCCGCCAAUGACUAUUGCUGCCACCACCAACAGCAGUACCUUAUGGCCAGAACAUUACAGCAGCAACAACAGCUGCCAGCGGUUCCGCGUUCACGUUAUCACUGCCCCAGCCACCAUCCUGCAGCUGAAGAAGAAGAGCAUAUGCAUUGCAGAGCCGCAUCCUUCGACACUGAUCUAGAACACUUUAUACGUGACGAAAGGGACCGUCUCCUGAUGCAAGACAAAUUUUUGGACGAGGAUGAGCGUUAUUUGUCUUCAGAAGCUCCCAGACGGAACUAUACUUCUUCCUCCGCUUAUAGACGUCCGGCGAGAAGCAAGUCACUUCUUGAAGUGCAGCCGCCCAGUCGCUACGACGAGGACUCGUGCUCGGACACUACCGAAAUGGACUUGCAGGAUUUCAAUAUUGACUUGGAGAAAUACUGGGAGGAGUUGGAGAAACCACCUAGCCCCAUAGAUUUGGACAUGCAGCGCCGCAAUAUGCACAGUAAUCUGAAGGUGAAAAACGUUAGCGUUGGAUGUUACAACAAUGGCCAACCCAUAGAUUUACACGAUCGAGAACAGGAACGAAUGAUGAUCAAGAAAUCGCUGUUAGAAGGCAUGCCCUCGCCGCCGCAAGUUGAGCAUCACUCAACUUCUGCUUCACUGCCCACGGACACAAACAGUGCCUCGAACACUUUUCAUUUUUUUGAACCGCCAGGCUCACCCCUCCACCGCCCUUUCAACUAUGGCCAUAAAGUGUAUCCCGCUGCGGAAACGUUGCCAACCUAUCAAUACAACAACUUCUAUCAAGAAGACGUUCAAACCCAACAGCCCACCUCGUCCGGCCAUCCUUCGGCAAGUGGCCACUCAGCCCUAAAUCUCAUUAACAACAUUUUCUCCAUUUACAAGCCGAAUAAAUACGCUGCUCAAAACUCUCACUACAACAACGAUACCAAACCUGAGCCUUGCAAAAAAAUGAAUGUCCCCAGCACAAGACGACCCUUGGGCGCACCCCACUCCCAGUAUAUGCACUCCAUGAAACGACCACUGAUCGUAAGCACCGAGCAACCCCACUUCAAGAUCAUACCCGAAAAGACCGGUCUCAAGAUAUCUCCGUUUUACAAUUACAACGAGGACUUUGAAGACAAGCCCCAGACGCGUCUGAAGCUAACAAGUACUGCUCGCCCGCUGAUGCUUCCGCACUGAUGGUGCUGGACAUUUCCGUGGUAUGGGGGUUGCUAG
Messenger RNA from Musca vetustissima, 5758 nucleotides. RefSeq lists its product as uncharacterized. Gene Ontology annotation, cellular component: extrinsic component of cytoplasmic side of plasma membrane. The transcript has 19 exons. Gene Ontology annotation, biological process: positive regulation of voltage-gated calcium channel activity; skeletal muscle contraction; positive regulation of protein localization to plasma membrane. NCBI's taxonomy places the organism in Eukaryota, Metazoa, Arthropoda, Insecta, Diptera, Muscidae. The record is from RefSeq and is a predicted model, not a curated record. Gene Ontology annotation, molecular function: protein binding.